AGAGUCCCCCCACACCCCAGUCCAACACUGAGUCAGAUUCAGCUCACUCCUCUCCACCUCGACCUGCCAUCAUCGUCACAGCUCCAUCACGAGAGGACCUCUAUGCCUCGCCAUCCACCGUGACUAUAGCUGACGCCAUCAAAGAGCGGAGGCCCUCUUCCACACCCUUCGUAGUAGGGAACAAAUUUGUGGCCAAUCGAUAACUCAGCAUGUCCUGCAGGAGUAUUCAAAGAAGAACUCAAAAUGGACUGCACAAAUACCACACAGUUGCAAAACCGCAUGGCAACGCGUUGAUGUACUCUGCCUGUUCAAACUCCGGGAAAGCACUUGGUUGUCCUGUUGGUGGCAUAAAACCAAAACACAAUGGCGGCGCCCGAGUGAGCUGCGGCCCGGCGAGUUAAAGCCAAAACGGACUCUACUCUUGUCUUCUAAGGCCGCAAACGAGUCGAAGGAAUGGACACCGUGGGAGAGGACGAACAGGACCCUAUAAAGCUCAAGUCUAUCAAGAACAAUAGAACAUUUACAGUGCCUCGAAAUGAUAGGUUUGGUAGCUGCAGAAGUGUUCGAGAGUUUGAGAAAUUUAACCGCAUCGGAGAAGGAACUUACGGUAUUGUGUACCGAGCGCGAGACACCAAGUCGGAUGAGAUUGUGGCGUUGAAGAAGGUCCGGAUGGACAAAGAGAAAGAUGGGAUCCCCAUCAGUAGCCUCCGGGAGAUCACCCUGCUGCUGAGGCUGAGACAUCCCAACAUAGUGGAGCUGAAGGAAGUGGUUGUUGGCAGUCAACUGGAGAGUCUGUUUCUGGUGAUGAGUUACUGCGAACAGGAUCUGGCCAGUCUGCUGGAAAACAUGCAGACGCCGUUCUCUGAGGCUCAGGUAAAGUGUAUCAUCCUUCAGUUGCUCAGAGGCUUGGAGUAUCUCCACCACAACUUCAUCAUACACAGGGACCUGAAGGUGUCUAAUCUGCUGAUGACGGACAACGGCUGCGUUAAGAUUGCUGAUUUUGGGUUGGCCCGGAUGUACGGCAUCCCCCAGCAGCCCAUGACGCCCCGAGUGGUCACACUGUGGUACAGAGCUCCAGAGCUCCUCCUAGGGACCAAGACCCAGACUACAGCUCUGGACAUGUGGGCCGUGGGCUGUAUCCUGGCUGAGCUGCUGGCUCACAAGCCUCUGCUGCCCGGGACCUCUGAGAUCCAGCAGGUGGACCUGAUAGUCCAGCUGCUGGGUACACCCAAUGAAAACAUCUGGCCGGGUUUUUCUCUGCUGCCCCUCAUCGGUCAGUACAGUCUGAGGAAGCAGCCGUACAACAACCUGAAGAACAAGUUCACCUGGCUGUCUGAAGCCGGACACAGACUGCUCAACCUGCUCUUCAUGUACAACCCACAGCGCAGAGCUACAGCCAAAGAUAGUUUGGAGAGUUCCUACUUCAAAGAGAAACCUCUACCCUGUGAACCAGACCUGAUGCCAACCUUCCCCCACCACCGCAACAAGCGGGCUGCCCCUCCGGCGGAGAGCCACUCCAAGCGGAGCAAAGUCUGAUGAUGAGACGUUGGACUCAAACACCACCCUGAGAUGGUGACAUUCUUAGGAAUGGACACAGAACUUAGUCUAUAUCCACAACGUUCCACUUCCGGGAUUAUUCAGGUGCCGCCUGAAAUUCUGUUGGAUGUGCGUCCCCUUCCUCUGUCUCUGUGUUGGCGUUCUAACCUCCGGUGGAUUUGUGAGGACUAUGGUGAACUGCUACUCA
Perca flavescens (yellow perch) is the source of this 1744-nucleotide messenger RNA. RefSeq names its product cyclin dependent kinase 10 (gene cdk10). The transcript has 14 exons. NCBI's taxonomy places the organism in Eukaryota, Metazoa, Chordata, Actinopteri, Perciformes, Percidae. Gene Ontology annotation, cellular component: nucleus. Gene Ontology annotation, biological process: regulation of mitotic cell cycle; protein phosphorylation. The coding region runs from base 454 to 1536 and encodes 360 amino acids. Gene Ontology annotation, molecular function: ATP binding; cyclin-dependent protein serine/threonine kinase activity. The record is from RefSeq and is a predicted model, not a curated record.